UCUAAAUGUUGCAGCUAGUAAGGAAUAUGCGCUGAUCGAAUGCUUCGUCGAACAAUACUGAUCGCUAACUUUUCUGAAGAGGCUGAAGACAUUUGGACACCAAACGGUCUUGGCUGCGUGCUGACAAAAGCUUGAGUGCAAUACUGUUGCCCGCCUCCUCGUCACACUUUCCAAAACAACACAAACGCCUGUUAAACAUCUGCAAAACAUUUGUGCUCUCCGAGAUAAAAAGUUCUUUGGCUGAACGCUGCACCGCUCGGCAGUGUGGGUCCAACCGGCACGCGCAGCUGCAGGCAGACAUCUUAACGAACGUGCGUUUGAAGAGUUUACCAAAAGGAUAUCAUGGAACGAGUGCAAGGCCUUCGCUUGGUGAUGUGCCUUCUGCUGCUGACACAGUGCGCACACCAGCAAAGCCCGGAAAAGAAGAAAAACACCAAGAAAGGCUCUACGAACGCUGCAAUCGAGGAACUGAGGAAACAAAUUGAAGACAUUGUUUUCGACUUGAACUUGUUGAAAGAGCAGCAAUCUCUGCAGUCAAUGUGCUUGCGUGGAACGAAGGUCCCGGGCAAGUGUUUCCUCGCCGACCCGGUCAAGAAGACUUUCCACGUGGCCAGUGACGACUGCGUCGCCAUGGGGGGCAGCCUGAGCACCCCCGUGACCGGCCAUGAAAACGACCUGCUGUACGCCUACGCGCGUCAGAGCAUCAGCCCGGAGGAGCCCAUCUGGCUGGGCGUCAACGACAUGGUGACCGAAGGCCAGUGGGUGGACCAGUCGGGGUCCAACUUGCGCUUCAAGAACUGGGAGACCGACAUCACCACGCAGCCGGACGGCGGCCGCAGCCAGAACUGCGGCACGUUGUCCACCACGGCCAACGGAAAGUGGUUCGACGAGAGCUGUCGGGCCGAAAAGGCUUCGGUGUGUGAGUUUAACAUUGUGUGACUUCACUAGCAUUACCCCCAAUUGCCUUCAAGAUGCCAUGUAGAGUACUAAGUACAUUUCUGUAUAACAUUUCAAAAAUAAUGUGCCACAUCUUUAACCACCCACUCACUUACAUCAAUAGUCAAUACGCCAUUUUCAGCAUUAGCAGAAAUGAAAAUUGGCUGCUUGAUUUGUUGAGUUAGAACGGGGAGAUUUCAAGGUAACCACCACUGGAUUUCUAUCCUUAUAUUCAUAUAUUUUUCUAACAUCUGCUAAUAAACAUGUAUUUUUCUGCCAA
Molecule: messenger RNA, 1216 nt
Organism: Phycodurus eques (leafy seadragon)
Lineage: Eukaryota; Metazoa; Chordata; Actinopteri; Syngnathiformes; Syngnathidae
Gene: clec3ba
Product: C-type lectin domain family 3, member Ba
Exons: 3
Coding region: 343-939 (198 amino acids)
Biological process (GO): biological process involved in interspecies interaction between organisms
Cellular component (GO): external side of plasma membrane
Molecular function (GO): carbohydrate binding
Source: RefSeq, a predicted model, not a curated record